GGAGUGAUAUUGUAUGAGAUGCUAGUGGGGCAGCCUCCAUUCCUGGCGAACACUCCCGCCGAAACGCAGUACAAGGUGCUAAACUGGGAGUCAUGUUUGAGGAUCCCAAAAGGAGCCAACGUGUCGCCUGAGGCCAAAGACCUCAUCUUGCGCCUGCUUACAAGUCCAGAGCAGCGGCUGGGUCGUAAUGCUCAGGAAAUAAAAAAUCGUUCGUUCUUCGCUGAGGUGGACUUUGAGGCUGGGCUGCGCAAGCAGCAAGCCCUUUAUAUCCCCGAGAUAAAAUACCCUACAGACACGUCUAACUUUGAUCCGAUCGAGCCAGACC
Messenger RNA from Hyalella azteca, 325 nucleotides. Its product is annotated as serine/threonine-protein kinase LATS1-like. Lineage: Eukaryota; Metazoa; Arthropoda; Malacostraca; Amphipoda; Hyalellidae. Gene Ontology annotation, biological process: actomyosin structure organization; peptidyl-threonine phosphorylation. Gene Ontology annotation, molecular function: ATP binding; protein serine/threonine kinase activity. The annotation marks the transcript as partial. The record is from RefSeq and is a predicted model, not a curated record. Gene Ontology annotation, cellular component: cytoplasm; cytoskeleton. The transcript is spliced from 2 exons.